GUUUGGCGUUUCCUAGCCUACACCUACAAGUGACGCCACCCUAAGCCGUUGCCGCUCUAUAGCUUCAACGACAUGACUACGCUCCCUGACAUCUCUGGGCCCAAGCCGAGGCUUUUCAAGCGGCUCGGAAGGCUGUUUCAUUUUGGCAAUUCUAGUCGUCGGGAGGCUGAAAGCUCGUCUCAGACGGUAGACUCGCCAGUCGCAUGGCCAACUGGUACUCCGUCGCACUCAGGGUCAAACGUGAAAGCGCCGGCCUUCGAAGACCGCUCAGUGCGCAUGUCCUCUAACGAGAUUCUUAGUACGUCACCUCGCGCGGCGCCGCUACCUUCUUUACCACAAGGACAUAGGGACAUUCAACUCCGGGCUCGUCUUGCCGCUGCCUCUGAGCACGCCUUACACAGAAGAUUCCAGGCAGCGCCUGGUCCCUUAAACAGCAACCUUGUUAGAGGCAUCAGCGUCGACUUCGAGGCCAACUCCAAAACCCAAUCCACGCUCCAACAGCCGAACUCGGCGGUACCCACGGCUUUAUGUGGCUUUUCAAGGAAAGAUGCCACCGGAGGUAGGAUGAGUAGCAGCACCAACUCGUCUUUUUCUUGGCAAGGUGCCAGCCGCGAGUCGGCAUCACCGGGGAAAAUCCGACAAGAAGCGUUUCCAGCAGUUCCCCAGCAUCGUCCUACGCUGCUUCUGUCAUCGGCUGGAGCCCCACCAGAAAUGCAACGCCCUUUCUGGUCUUUGGCGGACUACAGCAUUACUAAAAGGCUUUACAAGGGGGCCGGCUCUUCCAUCUAUCAGGCCACAUGUAAAUGCUCUGGUACAACAGUCGUCCUCAAGGUCUACUUCCUUUCCAGAAUUCCCUUCAAUUCGUUCCACAUGAUUGCUCGGGAGGUCAAGAUUCAUGCUGACCUGGCGCACAGCAACAUUAUCAAGUUGUACGGCGUUUUCGAGGAGGAAGGGCGGCUGGUGAUGGUGCAGGAGCUCGCGACCCGCGGGGACCUGUUCGGCG
Messenger RNA from Astrephomene gubernaculifera, 1003 nucleotides. Lineage: Eukaryota; Viridiplantae; Chlorophyta; Chlorophyceae; Chlamydomonadales; Astrephomenaceae. The record is from the annotation of a GenBank genome assembly.